Molecule: messenger RNA, 2958 nt
Organism: Linum tenue
Lineage: Eukaryota; Viridiplantae; Streptophyta; Magnoliopsida; Malpighiales; Linaceae
Source: the annotation of a GenBank genome assembly
AUGGCGGAAUGGCAGAGCUCCGCCGCCGUGUCUUUGCUCCUUCUCCUCCUCUCAGCCUUCAUUCCGCCGGCGGCCUCGGAAGCAGCCGGUGGCCUCCUCAGAUGGGCUUCCACGCUCCACAACCUCCCCCAAUCCAACAUCUCCACCUGGCCGCGUGCCGCGGCCAACGGCAGCCCCUGCAAUUUCGUCGGCGUCUCCUGCUCCGCCGCCGGCGAUGUCGUCCGAUUAAACCUGACCAACUCCGGCCUCAACGGCACCCUCCAAGCAUUCCCCUUUUCCUCCCUCCCCAAUCUCACCCACUUGGAGCUCAGCGUAAACCUGUUAACCGGCUCGAUCCCGCCCGAAAUCGGCCUCCUCGCCAACCUGGUCGACCUCGAUUUCUCCCUCAACCAGCUCUCCGGCCGCAUCCCUCCGGAGAUCGGUCGCCUGGCGAACCUCCAAGUCCUCCACAUUGUCGAAAACAGGCUCACCGGCGCAAUCCCUGACGAAAUCGGUCGACUCGAGUCGAUAACCGAGCUCGCGCUCUACGAAAACCGCCUCACCGGUCCGAUCCCUUCGUCAAUUGGAAACCUCACCAAAUUAGCUCGGCUAUAUCUCUACAGCAACGAGCUAUCCGGUCCGAUCCCACCCGAAAUCGGUCACCUCUCCACCGCUCUAACCGAACUGUUCAUCGAUACAAAUCAACUGUCCGGUCCGAUCCCAGCCAGUUUCGGAAACCUGACCAAACUAACCACAUUUUUCAUCUUCGACAACAACCUCUCCGGCGCCAUCCCCGACGAGAUCGGAAACCUCGAAUCCCUCCAAUACCUCAGUCUCCAUACCAACAACUUAUCCGGCCCGAUCCCGCCCGGGAUCGGCAACCUAGACUCCCUCGCCGAUUUAGAGCUCAGCGACAAUAGACUCACCGGUACCGUCCCGGCUUCAAUUGGGAACUUGCAGAAUCUGGAGAUCCUGUUUCUCCGGGUGAACAAUCUAUCCGGUUCGAUUCCUGAUUCUAUAACGAAUCUCACCAAGCUUACAGUUCUUCAGCUCGACACCAACAACUUCACCGGCGAUCUCCCAGAUACCCUCUGCGGCGGGAUCCAAAAUCUCACGGUCCAUUCCAACAACUUCAGCGGCUCUGUUCCAACAAGCUUCAAGAACUGCACAACUUUCAUCCGAGUUCGGCUGGAAGACAAUCAAUUCACCGGCAACAUUUCCGAGGAUUUCGGAAUCUACCCGAAUUUGCAGUACCUCGAUCUCAGCCGGAACAAUUUCCACGGCGAGGUCUCGCCGUCGAAAUGGGUUUCCUGUCCGAAUCUAGCUACUCUGCGGAUAUCAGGAAACAGAGUCACAGGCGAAAUCCCGGGGCCGAUCGGUAAUCACCCUAAGCUUCAAGCUCUUGAUCUUUCUUCCAACCAAUUAGUUGGCCAAAUUCCCUUAGAGCUCGCCAAUCUGACCUCUCUAGUCAAGCUGCAGCUCUCCGGGAACCAACUCUCGGGGCCGAUUCCUCUCGAAAUAAGGUCGUUGACGAAGCUCGAUUCGCUCCAACUCGCCUCGAAUCGACUCAACGAGUCGAUUCCAGGGAGUUUGGGCGAGCUGACGCAGCUCAACGACUUGAACUUGAGCAACAACCAGUUCGGUGACCGGAUUCCUGAGCAAUUGGGAAGGUUGGUUCAUCUGUCGACUCUGGAUUUGAGCCGAAACUCGCUCACCGGCGCAAUUCCAUCACAGCUUACCUCCUUGAGCAGCUUGGAGUUCCUCAACCUCUCGCGAAAUUCACUCUCUGGAUCAAUUCCCAAUGGUUUUGCCCAAAUUCCAUUGCAUACGGUGGAUAUAUCCCACAACAGAUUGCAGGGUCCCCUGCCGACAAGCCCCGAGUUUCGAAACGCGUCAAUGGAAGAACUAGAGGGGAACGAUGGACUAUGUGGAGGAAGUAAUGUUGUACAACCCUGCAACGCAACAGACAACGGUCCAACCAAGAACAGGAAUCUGCGGAGAUUCCUCUUCAGAAACCCACGAGGCCAGCAGGAUCACGAACAGCAGGUCCUGCUCGCACCGGGGUUCGACACCAAAAUCAUGUACUCCGACAUCGUUACAGCCACGGACCGAUUCGAUCCUGCACACUGCAUAGGCAGGGGCGGGUACGGUACGGUGUACAGAGCAACCCUGCCUUCGGGCAUCAUCGUGGCGGUGAAGAAGCUGAAUUGUUCCGACGACAGCAGCGAGGACGACGAAUCCCACAAGGAGUUUCUCAGAGAGGUAGAAGCGCUGACGGAGAUAAGGCACCGGAACAUCGUGAAGCUGUAUGGGUUCUGCUCUCAGUCUAAUCACUCUUUCCUUGUCUACGAGUAUCUGGACAGAGGAAGCCUGGCCUCUGUUUUGAGCCAGGACAACUCGGGAGCUCGAGAGCUUGACUGGGGGAAGAGAUUGAACAUUGUGAGGGGCGUGGCGCAUGCUCUGUCUUACCUGCACCACGAUUGCGCGAUCCCGAUCGUUCAUCGAGAUGUUACGAGCAACAAUGUGUUGCUGGAUCGCGAUUACGAGGCCAAAGUUGCGGAUUUUGGGACUGCCAAGCUUCUCAGCUCGGAUAGCUCCAAUUGGACUACACAGGCGGGCACCCGUGGCUACAUUGCUCCAGAGUUGGCAUACACCAUGAGGGUGACCGAGAAGUGCGAUGUGUACAGUUUUGGAGUGGUGGCGCUGGAAGUGAUUAGAGGGAGCCAUCCAGGGGAACUUGUGUUGUCAUUGGCAUCUUCUACGGAGGAGGAGGCCGCGGCGGCGGUGGUGUCGUUGGAUGAUCUGCUAGACCGGCGGCUCGCACGGCCUGUGCCUGGAUUCCGGCAAGAGCUAGAGAACGUUGUGAGGAUUGCAGCGCUGUGUUUGAAUGUUGAUCCACAGUUUAGGCCGGAGAUGAGGUUGGUUUGUGAGAUGCUGUCCAAGGGACAUAAAAGAAAGGUGACAAGGGGUAGGCAGUAG